GGGGGUGAUGGGGUGUCCCACAAAGCCAUAGGUUGUGUCUCUAGAACUUGGGGUGCAUUCCAGGCGUGCUCUCUCUAAUGGCGUCAUCCUCACCCGUGGCUUCAAUUUGACCCCGCUCUUUGGACACCCGGAUUCUGCCUCCCAGGACCUCUUCUAGCGUCGGAAGGAGUGAUGAGGGUGUGGAAGAAGGAUCUAAAAGAGGAUGAAACCGUUGCUACUGCUUAUGUUGAUCCCGUUUGCUGGAGCUGAAUCUUGCCCUCAGAUGCCCUGCAAGAAUGGUGGGACUUGCUUGAAUCACUCUAAUGGGACGUCUUCCUGCCUGUGCCCUCCUGGCUAUGUAGGAGACACGUGCCAGUUUGCAGAUCCCUGCACCCCUGUGCUUUGCCAGAACGGGGGCACCUGCUCGUCCAGGGCUCUGCCUCCCUCAGCUGCCCCCGAGUACAUAUGUGUGUGCCCUCCUGGUUUCACUGGGGAGAAAUGCCAGGGAGUGGUUGGCGAUCCCUGCUUCCCAUCACCCUGCCAACAUGGAGGAACAUGCCAGCGGGUUUCUGGGAAAGACCAUCAAUGCCAGUGUCUGUCAGGAUGGACAGGGAAGAACUGCCAGUUGAUGGAUUUCUGCCCAGCCAACCCUUGUGCCAACGGUGGGACGUGUGUCAUCACCUACCCUGUCAUCGUCUGCCAGUGCUGGCCAGGCUUCGAAGGCCACACCUGCCAGCAUGACAUCAACGAAUGUUUUGGGUCCCCCAGCCCCUGCCUCAACGGCGGCAGCUGCGUCAACAGCAUCGGCUCCUUCCGCUGCUUCUGCCCGCCCAACUUCACCGGUCCUCUCUGCCAGUACCAGCUGGGGCCUUGUUCCCCGGAGAUCUGUCUCCACGGGGGCACCUGCCAUCACGUCGAUGAAAGAUACCACGGCUGCCUCUGCCUGCCAGGGAAUUAUGGUUCUUUGUUAUUAGCGUUGUUGUCACCCUUGCUGGCUAUAAGGCAUUGUGGCCGUACCCCAAAGCCCCCAAAAUGUAGUUUAAGACACCCAAGGAAGGAAGUGUGGAUGGAAGCUUUUUCUCAAAGAUCAAGCCAGAGGAAAAGUGGGAUUCUGAAGGGAGAGCAAGUCACUGUUCAGGAGCUCCAGGGGAGAAAACUCUUCUCCAUUUGCCCAACGAUUGGGACUCUGGAUGGGGGAGGUCUUGAGUGCCAUCCCCUCCAGUCCACUGCCCACAGUCUUUAGUAACCAGGCAUGUUCAUAGUGAGACAGGCUGCAUCUAAGCUAUUAAUUCAGGCUGCAGAUGGCAGGUUGGUGAGAUUAAAUGUUCCUCCUCCUCCUCCUGUUCUUCUGAAUAUUUUUGCAGCAUAGCAUCUUGUGGCAAGUCAGCUUAUUUGUCAUAAUUAAUUCAGUAACCACAUUGAGUGCACUGUGUAAAUGCAACCAUGGUUCUUUUCCCCCCCACACUUUUCUCCCAAAAUUUGUCCCAGAAAGGGUGGGACUGAUUUGUUUACCCCUUUAUUUCAAACCAAUGCCUUGAAUUGAGCUAGCCCCCAAAACAACUGAUGUCAUUACUGUUAGUGGUGCCAGUCUGUAGCCAUGAUUUAGAAAGUUACCGCCCCCUUCCACAUUUCAGCCACCACAGCAAUCCCCAGUAGCACUUAGCUGUACAGGUAGUCCUCGCUUACUGACCAUCUUGUGCAGCAACCGUUCAAAGUUACAACGGUGCUGAAAAAAUAACUUUGCGACCAAGGGCCACAUUUAUAACCUUUGCAGUGUCUCUCUCUCUCACUCACGUGUUUGUCAUUAGUCAGUUAGUAGGUGCUGUCCUGUGGCUGACCUUUUUUUUUUUUAUUCUCCCCUCGGAGAGAAGAGAAAUUGGAGAGGAAGGGAUUACAAAAGAAUAAGGAGGUGCAUAAUGGAGAAUACCCCUGCUGUUUCCCUAUGGUACUCAUGGUUCCCAGCCCCGAGCGCAUAGGCAAACAGCCAGCGCCAGCACAUUCCUUUCUUUUUCUUUUUC
This is a messenger RNA of Python bivittatus (Burmese python), 1997 nucleotides long. The record is from RefSeq and is a predicted model, not a curated record. Lineage: Eukaryota; Metazoa; Chordata; Lepidosauria; Squamata; Pythonidae.